Molecule: messenger RNA, 3046 nt
Organism: Xylaria bambusicola
Lineage: Eukaryota; Fungi; Ascomycota; Sordariomycetes; Xylariales; Xylariaceae
Product: dipeptidyl-peptidase-like protein V precursor
Exons: 5
Coding region: 402-2579 (725 amino acids)
Biological process (GO): proteolysis
Molecular function (GO): protein binding; serine-type endopeptidase activity
Source: RefSeq, a predicted model, not a curated record
CCUAGGUGAGACCUGUUCAGGUACGGAAAUCCAAUAGAUCAUGUAUCAGUGCGACUGAAAACACGAUAACAGAAUGAAAUGAGAAUAAGCAGGCCAAGCUUCAAGGCGAUAUGCUAAGCACUUGGCAUCAUUCGAAAUGGCAGGUGAGUUUCUUCGCACACCAUAAGACGUGCCUCUUGGCAUGCAAAAGAAGGUAUGUUCACCUUCGUUCUGUUAGCCACACCAUGCAUGCCCCUCCCGACAUCCUGGAUCGUGGAAAUUCUGGAUCUAGCGUCGAAUGAUCAGCAUCGAUCAGCUAUAUAUUCUGCCUCCCCGAAUGCCCCUUAUGACUGGGCUUCUUCAUUCUCUAGGCACGCCCACUGACCGCUGAGCACGACACCAGUUCUUGGUAGGAGAUCAAUAUGGCGUUCAAAAGAGUAGCCGCGUUUGCCAUUGGCAUCCUGAUGCCCGUCGCAAGCGCCCUCACUAUUGAGGGAAUGCUCGCUGCCCCGCGCCGAAGUGCUGCUAAUGUUAAUCCUAGCGGAAAAUUGGCUCUAUUCUCGUCCACAAGCUACGACUGGGAUGCUUCAAAGACUUCCACAACUUGGCACCUCUUGGAUGUGGCCAGCGGCAAUAUCAAAGACGCACCGUUCGGCUCUGAAGUAUCCGAGGUUGUUUGGGUCGGGAAGACGUCCACCAGCAUUCUGUACAUCAACGGCACCAACGACGAGGUCGCGGGUGGCGUGACUCUCUAUACGGCUGAUCUGGGGGCGAAAUUCACACCCACCCUUGUUGCAUCCCUAGGGGCACCCUUCCAGGGGCUGAAGGCCGUGCAGACGAAAUCCGGCGACAUCAACUUCAUCGUCAAUGCCCUUACUCAUUGGGAUGACGGAUCAGCUUAUAACUCUGAACUGGUUACCGCACCAUUGACCUCUGGUGUGAUCUACGAUGCAAACUAUAUUAGGCAUUGGGAUACUUAUCUCACCCCUGAACGAUAUGCUGUUUUCGGCGGUAAGCUUUCGCUCAAAAAAGUGCCCGGUAACUCGCAAAAGAAGAGCUACUCUUUGGCAGGCGAGUUGAAGAACCUUCUACUGGGAAUCGACGCCCCCGUUACUCGCCCCGAAUCACCCGUACAACCUUUUGGGGACCAGGGUGAUUAUGACCUGUCACCAGAUGGAAAGACUGUUGCUUUCCUCACGAAAGCCCCUGAGCUGUCCAAGGCGAAUCAUACGGCAAGCUACAUAUACGUAGUUCCGCAUGAUGGUUCCAAGAUUGCUGUCCCUGUUAACGGCCCUAGAUCCUCGGCUCCUCGCAAGGCGAAGGGUGCCAGCUCAUCUCCACGAUGGUCUCCAGAUGGCAAAAAGCUUGCGUACGUUCAGCAGGACGGUAUUACUUACGAGUCCGACCGUAACAAGCUGUACGUCGCGACGAUCAACGGUCACAAAUCAAAAAUCUCAACCGUAGCUGAAAACUGGGAUUCGAGUCCCUCCGCGUUUCAGUGGAGUGCUGAUGGUAAAAACUUGUGGGUAGCCUCUGAGCUACACGCUUCAACACGUCUGUUCAUUGUCCCAGCCAACGCCAAAUAUUCAUUUGUGCCGAAGAACUUCACUGGCCCUGAGACGACAGUGGUCGACUUUGCCAUCCUGCCUAGUGGAAGCGCCCUAGUGUCUGCUUCAGCUAGUUGGACCAGUCGCAUGUUCUACACCCAGUCUCCAGGAAAAGGGAAAAAGGUUCUCUUCACAGCUAAUGAAGUCGAUCCGGAACUGCAAGGACUCAAACCUGACUCUGUCUCGAACUUUUGGGUUGAGAAUGAUGACGGCGACCAGAUUCAGACUUUCAUGUUCUACCCAACCGAUUUUGAUGCCAAAAAAAAGUACCCUUUGGCUUUUAUUAUCCACGGAGGACCUCAGUCAACCCAAGGUGAUACGUGGAGCACUAGAUGGAACCUCCGUCUCUGGGCCGAGCAGGGAUUCGUUGUGACUACUGUCCAGUUUACAGGAUCACCGAGUUAUAGCCAAGCGUUCACAGACAAGAUUCAAAACAACUGGGGAGGAACACCGUACACUGACCUGGUCAAGGUGUUCGAACAUUUGAAACACAAUGUCCCUUAUGUAGAUACAGACAGGGCAAUCGCUGCCGGGGCUAGCUUCGGAUGUUAUAUGACAAAUUGGAUACAGGGUCACGAUCUAGGGCGCGAGUUCAAGGCUCUUGUCUGCCACGAUGGUAAGGUCAACCAAGUAGGCGCGUAUGCGACAGACGAGCUCUACUUUAUCGAGCAUGAUGCGAAUGGUACCAUCUGGGAGAACAGGGAGAACUAUGAACUCUGGGACCCCUUGACGUACGCGCGCAACUUCAAGACACCCGAGUUCAUCAUCCACAGUGACGGCGACUAUCGUGUCACUAUUGCUGAAGGCCUACAGACUUUCAACAUUCUUCAGAGACUCGGUGUCCCCAGUCGAUUCCUUCGCUUCCCCGACGAAACUCACUGGGUUAACGAGCGUCACAACAGCUUGCUGUGGCAUACCAGCAUUUACAAUUGGAUCCGGCACUGGGUCGGCCUGGAUGAAGAACUCAUCCAAGACGGGGUAGUCCAUCAGUAAUGCUCAGACCGGGAAAAUAUCAAGUAGAGGUGCCUGAGAGCUCACUACGGCGUGUACGUAGAUGGCUUCGGAAAAUGAUAAUUCAAUAAUUCAAUAAUCAAGUGAACGCCUUGAAUACUGAAACGACAUGUUAGCGACCGAGCUACCACCGUGACUAUCGGAGCUUCUUGAGAACAGAGCCCUUGUAACGAUGGAAAGAUCUCAUCAUCCAAUGUUCUCGCGAGUGAACCGCAGACGUUAGAUACUAGUAUGUGAGACGAGCAUGAUCCUUGGUGUCUUUUUUUUUAACGUACAGUGCAAAUAGAGGGUAUAUUCCUAUAUUGCCUAGGUACCUGUGUAGAGACCAGUUCCGCCGAUCCCAGGCAACUACUAAACUGGCCUCUACUCUUGCAAUGCUAUAGAUCGAUUUUGAUGUUAGGGUAGUAUGCUUUACAGGCGUUCUAGUGUCUGACUCAUUUGAAUUGAUC